AAACGAGGUCAGUUUAAAUAGAUAAUCCGACCCAGCACACGCAGAAAUUCUUCCGUCAAAGGGGCUUUAUUUCUCUGCGUUAUCAGCUCCAAACACGUUGACGUGUGCCAUGCGCUCCUUCAGUCCAUCAGACGCAGUUACCCCCGAGAAUUUGAUUCAAGACUGGGCCAUCUCAACUACCGAAGCAUGGACGAAUGAGGUCAAAGCUGAGUGGAAGCGACAGCGCCGAUGCGAGACACUGGUUCGUUUCCGCAAACAGAAGAAAAAGAAGACCGCGAACAUGAUACUAGAACGAGACCGCUUGGAGCUGGAAGUCAAGCAGCGACUGGCAGCCUUACGCGAAGCAGUGGCGCAGCGAAGUGACGAUGGCAUCCCAACGAAGUCAAACAAGACAAGGGACACAGUCUGCUGUCUCGCUCUCGAGAGCGACGCGCUCCGUAACGAGAACCUCGAGAUGCAUCAGAGACUUCUACAAUUCAAACGUCUAUGGUCAAUUAUUGAUGAAGGAUUGCUAGAAGUCACGACCCAGGGACUCUAUUUGAACGGCUACAAUGUCUACGAGGCCAGUGAUCGGUCUCGAUGGGUACGCCAAACUGAGGCGGGAUGGCGAGUGAGCUUCCCUAAUGGCGAACCUUCCUUCUUCUUUGAGCCAUUUCUGCGAGAAGAAUUUGAUGCCAUGUACAAGAAAUGUAUCGAAGAAUUGCUCAAACCUCAACAUAUCGAUCCCGCCGGUACACUGUUUGGAUGGACAGUAAACUACGCUACAAACUUUCGCUCGUUCGAGGACAAUUACAUCGUUGCUCGAGCUAGAUUCAGCAAGAGAGUUCGGUGUUCUCUAGACUACGUAGAUGGUGUGAUAACAGCUUCGGACCUCAAUGGCUUACCUCUGAUCGUGACAUCUUUGGGACGGGAGCGAAGUGCAGUUUCCAUCCAAGUGUUACAGAAGUUCGAGAAAGAUGCACACAUCAUGGUUUGCAACAUGUCUGGAUCGCCAAAUUUCCGGUAUUUGUUUCUACUUAAACGAGAGCCCCAUCUACUACUAGAUGGGACACGCACUGUCGCUUAUACGAUGGCGAUCGUCAACUCCAACGCAAACACAAGAGCUCGUAGUGCAGAAGAACCUCACAGUGAAGUUGAGUGGGCUCAUGAAGGUUCGAACGUCUUACUAGUUACAGAAGUGGACGACAACACAGUGGAUGUGAAGUUUGACUUCAAGGCGUCGUGUCAAGAUGAUCUUCAUGCACGGUUUGUCUGUAUUCAGUGGGCGCAAUUUGUCUCCCGCUGGUUGCAAGGCGUGGAUCCGCUGGCUCUUCUUGCUUCACAAGACGAAUAUGUCCUAUAACUUUAAACUCCCGACUGCAUUGCAUGGAUAACGACUGCAUUCGCCACCAAUUUCUCUCGUUACAGGGUUUAGCAAAUAUUCAUAGACUAAUUUUCAAAAGGUCAAAUUUGGUUGCAGGAGUACAACGCAUAAAGCGUGGAAGAGGUUCACUUUUUUGAGUUUAGUGUAGACUGAAUUCCUAUCAUGGACUGCCA
Phytophthora nicotianae INRA-310 is the source of this 1536-nucleotide messenger RNA. RefSeq lists its product as hypothetical. NCBI's taxonomy places the organism in Eukaryota, Oomycota, Peronosporomycetes, Peronosporales, Peronosporaceae. Bases 110 to 1342 code for a protein of 410 amino acids. The transcript has a single exon. The record is from RefSeq and is a predicted model, not a curated record.